Caenorhabditis remanei is the source of this 1164-nucleotide messenger RNA. RefSeq lists its product as uncharacterized. The record is from RefSeq and is a predicted model, not a curated record. Bases 1 to 1164 code for a protein of 387 amino acids. The transcript is spliced from 7 exons. Lineage: Eukaryota; Metazoa; Nematoda; Chromadorea; Rhabditida; Rhabditidae. Gene Ontology annotation, molecular function: peptide-O-fucosyltransferase activity. Gene Ontology annotation, biological process: Notch signaling pathway; protein O-linked glycosylation via fucose.
AUGCGUGUUGUACGUGUUUUAGCAGUGUAUAUAUUUUCAACAUUUUAUUCGGUAGCAACAAAGGAUGAAACCGAUCCGAAAGGAUAUGUACUGUUUUGUCCCUGCAUGGGACGAUUUGGAAAUCAAGUGGAUCAGUUCUUAGGAGUUCUUGCGUUCGCCAAAUCCUUGGAUCGUACUUUGGUUUUACCCAAUUUCAUUGAAUUCAAGCAUCCGGAAACCAAUAUGGUCCCGUUUGAAGUGCUUUUUCAAGUUGGCAGCAUUGCAAAAUACACUCGAGUGGUAACAAUGCAGGAGUUCACUAAGAAAAUAAUGCCGAAAGUUUGGCCACCAGAGAAAAGAAAAGCAUUCUGUUGGACUCCCCGCAGAGCCAUCUACGACAAAGAAGCGGAACCUGGUUGUCACGCUAAGGAAGGGAAUCCAUUUGGACCAUAUUGGGAUCACCUUGGUGUCACUUUCGUCGGUGAUGAAUAUUUCGGAGAUAUUCCUGGUGGUUUCGAUUUGAAUCAAUUGGGAAGCAGGAAGAAAUGGGACGAGAAGUUCAGUUCUGAGGAGUUCCCAGUUCUUGCAUUUUCAAGUGCUCCAGCGGCGUUCCCAUCUAAAGGAAAGGUGUGGAAUAUUCAGAAGUAUCUGAGAUGGUCUUCAAGAAUAACAGAACAAGCAAAGAAGUAUAUAGCUAACCAUCUUCAACGACCAUUUGUUGCAGUACAUUUGAGAAAUGAUGCCGAUUGGGUGCGAGUAUGUGAACACAUUGACGUCGAAAAAAAUCGCCCACUAUUUGCUUCUGAACAGUGUCUUGGAGAAGGUCAUCAUCUGGGAAAACUCACAAAGGAGAUGUGCAUCCCCAACAAACAACAGAUUGUGGAUCAGAUUGUGGAGAAAGUGGGAUCGAUAGGAGCAAAGUCGGUGUUUGUGGCCAGUGAUAAAGACCACAUGAUAGAUGAAAUCAAUGAAGCACUGAAGCCAUAUGAGAUUGAAGCUCACAGACAAGAACUAGACGACAUGUACACUUCACUUGCGAUAAUGGGACGAGCGGAUUUGUUUAUUGGCAACUGUGUUUCUACAUUUUCACACAUUGUCAAGCGAGAACGUGAUCACACUGGACAGACCCCCAGACCAUCAGCAUUCUUUGGAGUCCAUGCAGCUAAAAGAAAUAUAGAAUUGUAG